Messenger RNA from Malaya genurostris, 1166 nucleotides. RefSeq names its product pupal cuticle protein 20-like. The record is from RefSeq and is a predicted model, not a curated record. NCBI's taxonomy places the organism in Eukaryota, Metazoa, Arthropoda, Insecta, Diptera, Culicidae. The transcript has 3 exons. The coding region runs from base 107 to 937 and encodes 276 amino acids. Gene Ontology annotation, molecular function: structural constituent of chitin-based larval cuticle. Gene Ontology annotation, cellular component: chitin-based extracellular matrix.
UAGCCAGCACAUCAUUAGUCCGGCUUUGAUCUCGACGAGUUCGGAACGAUAAGCGCGCGCAUAGUUCGUAUCUUUGGAAGUAGGUCUCAUACGACAGUGUCCCAAAAUGAAGUGUCUAAUUGUGUUACUGGUUGUGACGGUUAGUUGCGUUCUGGGCCAGAACAUCAACGACGGACAGUAUCACCCGGAGAUUAUCAAUAGUAAAUUUGACGACGGACAGUAUCACCCGGGCAAAUAUGGCGGAGGACCUGGUGGAUCUGGAGGAUCCGCCGGUUUUGGAGGUUUUGGAGGUUCUGGAGGAUCAAACAAACGUACAGGUUCUCAGCAACCGCUUGGUGGCUCAUUAAACAUUUUACCUCCCGCUCCUGCCCCUCCCGCUAACAGAUUCGGAAGUGGAUCAGGAAGCGGUGGACAAUUCGGCGGCAUUGGUGGACAAUUUGGUUCUGCUGGAGGACAGCUCAGCUCUCAGGGUGCUGGCGCUGGCGUUGGUGCUGGCGUUGGUGCUGGUGCUGGUGCUGGUGCUGGUGGACAGUUUGGCUCUGGAGGACUAUCUGGCUCCGGAGGUCAGUUUGGUUCGGGAGGACAAUUUGGCGCUGGUAGCAAGAAAAGCUCUGGUUCCUCGGGCGACUCCGGAGCACAGGUCAACGUCCUAGAGGACACCCGUGAACAGAAUGAAGAUGGUUAUUUCUACAAGUUUUUGGCCGACAAUGAUAUCAAUGUUUCCGAAACCGGUAAAAUCGCUAGCAGUGGAUCAGAUGACUCAGUGCUCCGUGCCACAGGAUUCUACGAAUUUGUUGCCCCCGAUGGUGUCAAGUAUCGCGUCGAUUACGUCGCUGACGAGAAUGGCUUCCAGCCCAUAGGAGAUCAUCUGCCGACGCCACCUCCAAUCCCGGAAGAAAUUCUGCGAUCGCUGGAGCUGCUGAAGCAGAGAAAGUAAUUAUUAAAAGUGAGGGUGUAAUUUUGUAAGUCUGCUGGCAGUGACAAAUCUGUGUUCAUGGUAGCAACAAUAAGUUUGUACAAAAAAAAAAUUCAAUAAAACUCCGUUACUACAGACAAACCAACUGUUUGAAACAAAUCAUAUAUCAAUAUCACGACAGAAUACUCUGCCGUUGGUUAAAUUCAAUUUCAGAAUUUUGCAAUUUCAGCGACAUUCAUUAGUCAAUAGU